CGGCUCCGUGUGCGGCAAUGGCGGGCGCUGACAGCCAGGUAAAUGCUGGGGAAGAAAAAAAGGCAGACUGCGGAAAGAAGAAAAUGAAGGAAGGGGCCGGCGAUGGAGGGCGGACGGAGCUGAAUCCCUGGCCUGCAUUUAUCAAUGAGCGUUUAGAGAUGUACAAUAAACUUAAAGCUGAACAUGAUGCACUCCUUGCAGAAAGAGCUGCAAAUGACAGUAAACCCAUUAAAGUUACAUUACCUGACGGCAAGCAGGUUGAUGCUGAAUCUUGGAAGACUACUCCUUAUCAAAUCGCUUGUGGAAUUAGUCAGGGCUUAGCUGACAACACUGUUAUUGCUAAAGUGAACAAGAUGGUUUGGGAUCUAGACCGUCCUUUGGAGGAGGAUUGUACCCUGGAGCUGCUUAAGUUUGAAGAUGAAGAGGCUCAAGCAGUAUACUGGCACUCAAGUGCUCACAUAAUGGGUGAAGCUAUGGAGCGAAUCUAUGGUGGCUGUUUGUGCUAUGGCCCACCAAUAGAAAAUGGAUUUUAUUAUGACAUGUUCCUUGAGGAAGGGGGUGUAUCAAGUAAUGACUUCUCUGCUUUGGAAACAUUAUGCAAAAAGAUAAUGAAGGAAAAACAAGCCUUUGAAAGACUAGAAGUUAAGAAGGAAACAUUACUUGAAAUGUUUAAGUAUAAUAAAUUCAAGUGUCGCAUCCUGAAUGAGAAGGUCAAUACUCCAACUACAACAGUAUACAGGUGUGGUCCCUUGAUAGAUUUAUGCAGAGGGCCUCACGUCAGACAUACUGGCAAGAUAAAGACUAUAAAAAUUCAUAAGAAUUCUUCUACCUAUUGGGAAGGCAAGGCUGAUAUGGAAUCCCUCCAGCGGAUCUACGGAAUUUCAUUCCCAGAUGCAAAAAUGCUGAAGGAAUGGGAGAAAUUCCAGGAGGAGGCUAAAAGCAGAGAUCACAGAAAGAUUGGGCGGGACCAAGAACUGUUUUUCUUUCAUGAGCUCAGCCCUGGUAGCUGUUUUUUCUUGCCAAAAGGAGCUUACAUUUAUAACACAUUAAUUGAAUUCAUCCGGAGUGAGUAUCGAAAACGUGGAUUCCAGGAGGUUGUCACUCCAAAUGUUUUCAACAGCAAACUGUGGAUGACUUCAGGGCACUGGCAGCAUUACAGUGACAACAUGUUUUCCUUUGAAGUAGAGAAAGAAAUCUUUGCUCUGAAGCCUAUGAACUGUCCAGGACACUGCCUUAUGUUUGAUCAUCGUCCAAGAUCAUGGCGUGAGCUGCCAUUACGGUUGGCUGAUUUUGGUGUUCUGCAUCGCAAUGAACUGUCAGGAGCUCUUACAGGACUCACUCGAGUACGUCGGUUCCAGCAGGACGAUGCUCACAUAUUCUGUGCUAUGGAGCAGAUUGAAGAGGAGAUAAAGAGUUGUCUGCAGUUCUUGCGUACUGUGUAUGAUGUCUUUGGAUUUUCCUUUAAACUGAAUCUCUCCACUCGUCCUGAAAAGUACCUGGGAGAUAUUGAAGUGUGGAAUCAAGCUGAAAAGCAACUUGAAAACAGCCUCAAUGACUUUGGUGAGAAGUGGGAGUUAAACCCUGGCGAUGGAGCUUUCUAUGGACCUAAGAUUGACAUUCAGAUUAAAGAUGCCAUUGGCCGCUACCACCAAUGUGCUACAAUCCAGCUCGACUUCCAGCUGCCAGUCAGAUUUAACCUCACCUUUGUCAGCCAUGACGGUAAUGACAAGACCAGACCAGUUAUCAUUCACCGGGCUAUCUUGGGAUCUGUGGAGAGAAUGAUCGCCAUUCUAACUGAAAACUAUGGAGGCAAAUGGCCACUCUGGCUGUCCCCACAGCAGGUAAUGGUGGUACCAGUGGGACCAACGUGUGAUGAGUAUGCUCAAAAGGUCAGGCAGCACUUCCACAACGCGGGAUUAAUGGCAGAUGUUGACAUAGAUCCUGGGUGCACGCUGAACAAGAAGAUCAGAAAUGCUCAGCUUGCACAGUACAACUUUAUUCUGGUUGUUGGUGAAAAGGAGAAGGCAAGCGGAACAGUUAACAUCCGCACCCGAGAUAACAAGGUGCAUGGUGAGCGUACAAUUGCAGACACUGUGGAGAGACUGCUGGAACUGAAAUGCUCUCGCUCCAGACAAGCUGAAGAGGAAUUUUAACACCAUCUGCUCUACCUGGCAUAAAAAAAGAUUCUAGUUUUCCUAAUUCAGUUAACUACAGAGUUUUUGUGCUGAAACAGAUUUGAAAUAUAUUUCACAUUUGGACCUCUCGCUCAUUUUAGCAGAGAUUUUUCUUUAGUGAGAAAUGUCUCUUUUUGUAAAAAUCAAUUUUUCACAAACCUUGAAGUAAUAUUUCCUGGCCUCUGACCAAUGAUAGAUGAAGCAAGAUGAAAUGACUUUCUGUGACUGCAAGGGAAAAUGGAAAUGUUAAUCAGGGAUACCCAUAGCAUUCUAACUACCCUAUUAAGAAUAAAAUACAUUUUGGUAACAAAUGUUUUUCAUGAAAGUUAAACAAAAGACCUCAGGCUUAAGAAACUGCAUAGGAACCAUGUGCUGCAGCAGCUUUCGGAGUGUCUCGUUUAGCAAGGAAAGUGAUACCUUGCAGUCUUGUCCGCUGGUCUUACACCAAUUAAAUAUAUUGACUCUGAACAGUUCCCAGUCACAGGAAUGGGGAAGUGAACAGAGGUCUCCCACUUCCAUAGCUGUUGGUGCCUCUGGGAGUGUCUCGGCUCUCACUGCCUGACACUCCUGACGUGGGGCCGUCUGCCACAGAGCACCAAGCUGCUAACCAGAUCCAACGGUACCCUUGUCCAAAGGCGGUAUCUGAAAUGUGCUGGCUCUACGGGUGAGGUCAUCAGAGCUGUAGAAGCGGGAUAAGACAGUCUGGAAGAGGUAGGGCAUAGCAGGGCCAAAGAAGCAGCUAAGAAAACCAGGAUUCUUGGGAACAGGAACUCUUUCUGUUCAUAUCCCUGAGCUGUCCUUUCAGUAAGGCUGUGUAUGUCACAGCAGAAACAAGAAUGUACCGAACUAAAAAGGAUGAAGUGUUGGUUUUUUUUUUUUUUAAGACAAAUGCUAUUUUUCAAUUUAAUAGGUACAGUCCCCUUCAGUGGAACACUUCCCUCCCAAGCCCCUAGUCCAGGGCAUCACAUACUCAAUUAGCAGCCUCUCCUGUCUCACAGUUGAGGGAUGUCAUCAGUUGGUUUUGUGUUUGGUUGGUGGUUUUGUUGUUUUUUUUUUUUUAUUCUUGCACAUCUGGCUGACAAGAGGCAAAUGUCUGUCACUGACAAAAAAUAAAAUCAUGGUCUGA
This is a messenger RNA of Gymnogyps californianus (California condor), 3300 nucleotides long. It is a transcript of the gene TARS1, whose product is annotated as threonyl-tRNA synthetase 1. The transcript is spliced from 19 exons. Gene Ontology annotation, cellular component: cytoplasm. Gene Ontology annotation, biological process: threonyl-tRNA aminoacylation. Gene Ontology annotation, molecular function: ATP binding; threonine-tRNA ligase activity. NCBI's taxonomy places the organism in Eukaryota, Metazoa, Chordata, Aves, Accipitriformes, Cathartidae. The record is from RefSeq and is a predicted model, not a curated record. Bases 18 to 2153 code for a protein of 711 amino acids.